Molecule: messenger RNA, 1022 nt
Organism: Limulus polyphemus (Atlantic horseshoe crab)
Lineage: Eukaryota; Metazoa; Arthropoda; Merostomata; Xiphosura; Limulidae
Product: muscle LIM protein 1-like
Exons: 4
Coding region: 149-469 (106 amino acids)
Biological process (GO): muscle tissue development; sarcomere organization
Cellular component (GO): cytoplasm; nucleus; Z disc
Molecular function (GO): actinin binding; structural constituent of muscle
Source: RefSeq, a predicted model, not a curated record
GAUCGUGUGCAAAGGCCUAGAAAAUAUGAUAUUUCAAGUUUACUUCUUCCAGUUCCAGUAUUUGUAGAGUCACUUAGUGUUAGAGGUUCCUGUCUGUCACUUUCAGAAUCUAUUUUGCUUCUCAUUAUCCUUCAGGUGCUUCAUUAUAAUGCCUUUCAAACCUGUGGAACAACCAAAGUGUCCAAAAUGUGGCAAAUCCGUGUACGCAGCUGAAGAAAUGUUGGCAGCUGGCCAAAAGUGGCACAAGAAUUGUUUCAAGUGUGGCCUUUGCCACAAAAGUUUGGACAGCACAAAUGCCACAGAACACGGGGGUGAGCUGUAUUGCAAGCAAUGUUAUGGCAGAAAAUUUGGACCUAAGGGAUACGGUUUUGGUGGAGGAGCCGGGACCCUUAGCAUGGACACAGGAGCACAUCUAGGCAAUACCGAAACCACAAUGAGCAACAAACCAAGCGACCCAUACUACGGUUAAACCCCUGGAAUUUAAUAUUUUCUCUACAAGAGAACAAGUAUUUAAAUGUGACAUCAAGAGGGAACGAUCGAUUGAGGGGGACAAUUUCUUAAUAUUUUAAUUAUUUAUUUAAAUGUUUGUUUCAUCACUUGUCUCGGCAUAUGUGAUAAUUUGCACUGUAGGUAUCGGAACGAGUUUUGGAAAUAUAUAUAUAUUUAAUCCAAUUAAUCGGCCAUCAGAACUAUGCAGCUAUGGAGAACCAUCGAGAAUAGCCUUAUCAGUCUUCUGCUUCAGAGUUAGAGCUAGAACAGAAGCUUUGAUUGUCACGCUAGAAAGCUGUUAAAUCUGUGAUUUUUGUUUCUUUUUCUCGGUUUUUUUUUAUGUUGUAAUUUAUUGUGUAUAAUGCACUCUAUUUUUGAUUUAAUCGGAUGGUGUCGUUCGUAUUGGUUCAGUGACUGGAAUAACCAGUAAAAAAAGCCUAGUAGUCUUAAGCAAAACCUUGCCUUCUGUUCAAAAGUUUGAUUGUAAAAUGUGCAACGCUUUUUAUUCAUUAAACAACUGUUUACAAUCCUUA